CCCACAAACUCAGAACUAAGUGAACCGGCACCGCGGACGUACCAGGACAAAUCUCUCAGGUACAGCCGAGAUAAGAGCGUCUUCAGGCGGUUACAGAGCACGACAUCACCGCUCUAUAAUAACACGGAGACUACGGUAUAUUAUUGAACAAUCAAUCAAUACAGUGAACAUGGGCUUUCUAUUGACGAAGAUGAUGACAGUGUUCGGGGACAAAGAGCACAAAGUCAUCAUUGUGGGUUUGGACAAUGCAGGAAAAACUACAAUCCUCUACCAGUUCCUGACAAAGGAGGCAGUACACACGUCUCCAACAAUAGGAAGCAACGUUGAGGAAAUCACUGUUCGAAAUACGCACUUUUUGGUUUGGGACAUCGGAGGACAAGAAAGUCUGCGAGCGAGCUGGUAUUCAUACUACUGCCACACAGAGAUUGUCAUUCUGGUGGUGGACAGCACAGACCGGGAGAGACUCACCGUCACUAAAGACGAGCUCCACCGGAUGCUUGCACACGAGGACCUCCAAAAUGCUGCAGUUCUGGUUCUGGCAAACAAACAGGACGUAAAGGAUUCGAUGACAGCGGCGGAGAUAUCUCAAUGUUUAACAUUAGACACCAUCACCACUCACUCUUGGCACGUCCAGGCCUGCUGCGCCCUGACGGGGGAGGGUUUACCUGCCAGUCUGGACUGGAUGAGGUCCAAGGUUCUGGCAAACUGAAACUAUUCCAGUAAACAACUUUUCUUCAAACUGAGCCAACCUCCUGUGCCAAGAAGAUUCACAAGGUUACAGCAAAAUCCUGUUAAAACAAUGGACAGAUGACUACAGGGAUUGGCCCAAGAUGCAAGACCAUUUUGGCUGGGAUGACCACCACCAGCUAACGAACUUUGGUUGGCAAUUUACACAAAGAACUUCUGCUGUUAUGAUUAUAUUUUAAUAAUCUGGCAAAAUGAUGAGAUUACAUGUUAAAACCUACGUAAUCUGAAGAAACAUUGAUCACAAAUAACACAACCUGCCAAGUUGUCCUAUACUCAGCAAAAUGGGGCAUGUUAAUGUACUUUACAGGAAUGUAGAGUAUUAUACCCUUUUGGACAAAAGAAGCCCUCUUUUCCUUCCCACCAAAAUCAGCUAUCAAGUUUCAGCACAAAUGUGAAAUUCCUACAUAAUGUUUUUUAGGCCCCUAUUUUCAUGUAGCCAGGGAUGAGAUCAGUCUAGAGAAAUCAGACUAUAAUCAGACAACUAGGGUAGCCUAAGUACUCGGUGCAUGUAAAACACUGAAAUUUUAUCCUUUUUUUAAAAUCUUAAUUUCAGGAUUUACGUUUUUCACUUGUUGCCUAAUAUAACUAGACCAACAGAUGCCAGGAUACAGAGUGAGUUAUAUCUCUGUUAGUAGUUAAACUUUAAUGCCUGAUCAGUAUAUGUUUACAAUAAUAUUUAUAAGGAAAACCACAUUGCAUUAUGAUUGUAUAACAUGUAUUAUGUAAGGUAUUUUAAGUUAUUAUUAUCCACGUCAUUCAUUAAUUAAUAGGAAUAAGGGAGGUGUAGAUAAAUACCAGUCUGAAUACCUCAUACAACACAACACAAGCUCUAAAUCAGUUUUGGUUUUCUCUCUAUAGUUGGAAAUUAUUUGACAAAAAUUAUAGAAAUACACUUUUAACACACUGCAUAUAUAUAUCUUAAUGCCACAGCUCUCAGACUUUUCUAUUCCAGGUCUAAACCAGGAAUAUAACAGGUCUAAACCAGGUCUAAACCAGGUCUAAACCAGGAAUAUAACAGGUCUAAACCAGGUCGAAAUCAGGAAUAUUCACUGUAGUUCUAAACAAGAAAUUAUCUAAAGGACAAAAAGUUGCAAAUGAAGUGUAAAUUAGGCAAAUCUCACAAUCGAAGUGUUCAGCCACUCUAACAAAAGAUUAAUAGUCUGAAAGUUAUAUUUUGGACAUGAUUAGACCUCCAAAUAGGACUAGAAAAGAAAGUGAAAUGUGGACUACUUUUUAUUUUAUCUGGAAAUUGAUAUGAUGAUUUACUUUUGCUUUCAGGAUUACUCACUGUAACUCCCUUUAACCUUUAAACCCCAAAAGCUGCCUUUAAUGAAUCUAUGGUUCAAACAAAUGUUAUGUUAUAAUGUUAUGUUUAAGACUAUGCCUGAGUACAAGAAGCCAAAAUUAAUUUAUUUGUAACUAUUUGGGCAACUGUAUAUUACAGUCAUGUCUUAAUGGCAAAUAAGCUGCUGGAGACUUUAUUUAUGUUUUAUUGUAUUAUAUGUUCAAAUGUUUUUGUAGAUUCAAUAAAAAACAAUGUUGAGAUGUGA
Molecule: messenger RNA, 2297 nt
Organism: Boleophthalmus pectinirostris (great blue-spotted mudskipper)
Lineage: Eukaryota; Metazoa; Chordata; Actinopteri; Gobiiformes; Gobiidae
Gene: arl5c
Product: ADP-ribosylation factor-like 5C
Exons: 6
Coding region: 170-709 (179 amino acids)
Biological process (GO): intracellular protein transport; protein localization to Golgi membrane; vesicle-mediated transport
Cellular component (GO): trans-Golgi network; cytoplasm
Molecular function (GO): GTPase activity; GTP binding
Source: RefSeq, a predicted model, not a curated record